AAUUCCCUCCUAGGUUUGUUAUGAUCCAUUUGACACACGAACACACACAUACACUACACUCUCCCUAGCUAUCUUUUUCCAAAUUCUGAUCACAGAUCAAUUACUCUUGAUCGCCCAUUUAUUACUUCUUCAUUUUAAACCCUCUUUUCGUUUAAUUAACGUGGCAAGGAGUGAUAUAUACGAUGCUGCCGUGCUUGUUCCCGGCGUAUGGUAGCGUCGUAGCCUGCAAACCUUCCGCGAUCGAUCGGUCGCCUUUUGGAUUGUUGUCCCAGCCCAAACAAACUAAUAGGACUCUUAUUCGUCGUCCUAAGGUUACUAAAGCAUUCAUGGCGAUCGAGGCCAUGCGGCACUGCAGCAGCAGCAGCAGCAGCGAGGAAGGAGGAGCGGCGGCGACGACGGCGGCCAGAUCAGCAGUACGGGAGCGCCUCCAAUUAGCGCCGCCGUCGCCGUCGCCGUCGCCGUACGACACGGCGUGGGUGGCCAUGGUGCCGGCCCUCCGCCGUGGCGGCGGCGGCCCGCGGUUCCCGCAGUGCGUCGCGUGGAUCCAGCGGAACCAGCGGGGCGACGGGUCAUGGCGCCACGCGGCGGCGGCGCACCAGCAGCUCGGCUCCUCGCCGGAGAUCGUCACCGAGCGCGACCUCUCGUCCACCCUCGCCUGCGUCCUCGCGCUCGCGCGAUGGGACGCCGGCAGUGAGCACGUCAGGAGAGGGCUGCAGUUUAUCGGGAGGAACAUGUCGGUCGCCAUGGACGAUCAGACGGCUGCUCCGGCGUCUGGUUCCGUCGUCAGUUUCGCAGCGAUGCUCCGGAUGGCGAUGGAGAUGGGUUUGGAGGUUCCUGCCGUCAGCCAAGCUGACGUCCGCGACAGAGAUGCUGGGGUGAUCUGCCACGGUGGAAGAACAGAAUAUACGGCUUAUGUCUCAGAAGGAUUAGGCAAUAUUCAGAACUGGAAUGAAGUGAUGAAAUUCCAAAGAAAGAAUGGCUCACUGUUCAACUCCCCUUACACAACUGCAGCUGCAUUAGUCCACAACUAUGAUGCCAAAGCUCUCCAGUACUUAGACAUGCUUCUGGACAAAUUUGGAAGUGCAGUGCCAGCGGCCUAUCCUGCAAAUAUUCAGUCUCAGCUCUACAUGGUGGAUGUGCUUGAAAAGAUGGGAAUAUCUAGGCAUUUUGUUGGUGAGAUAAAGAGCAUACUGGACAUGACCUACAGUUGCUGGAAACAGAGGGAUGAGGAAAUUGUGCUUGACAUGCAAACAUGUGGGAUGGCAUUUCGUAUGUUGCGUAUGAAUGGAUAUGAUGUUUCUUCAGAUGAGCUAUCUCAUUUUUCUGAACCUUCAAGUUUCCACAAUUCACUUCAAGGAUAUCUGAAUGAUACAAGAUCUUUAUUAGAAUUACAUAAGGCUUCAAAAGUCAGUAUCGCAGAAAAGGAGGUGAUCCUAGAUAAUAUAGGCUCCUGGACAGGUUGCUUAUUGAAGGAACAAUUGUUAUCCAGUGCAAUGAAAAGAAAUCCACUCUCUGAAGAGGUUGAAUAUGCUCUUGAAUUUCCCUUCUAUACCAUCUUGGAUCGUCUAGACCAUAAAAGAAAUAUCGAACAUUUUGACAUUACAAGCAGUCAGAUGCUAGAAACAGCGUACUUGCCAUGUCAUUCCAAUGAAGAAAUCAUGGCCUUGGGUGUGAGAGAUUUUAGUAGCUCUCAGUUUAUUUUCCAAGAAGAGCUGCAGCAACUCAACAGCUGGGUGAAAGAGAGCAGGUUGGAUCAGCUGCAAUUCGCACGGCAGAAGUUGGACUACUUCUAUUUCUCUGCUGCUGCUACCAUUUUCACUCCUGAACUGUCAGAUGUUCGCAUUUUGUGGGCCAAAAAUGGCGUGCUGACAACGGUCGUCGACGACUUCUUCGACGUUGGAGGAUCAAAAGAAGAACUGGAAAACCUCGUCGCAUUAGUUGAGAAGUGGGACAAGAAUGACAAAACUGAGUACUACUCUGAACAAGUAGAGAUUGUGUUCUCUGCAAUUUAUACUUCAACUAACCAGCUUGGAUCAAUGGCCUCUGUAGUACAAGGCCGUGAUGUCACCAAACACCUUGUAGAAAUAUGGCAAGAAUUGCUGAGGUCUAUGAUGACAGAGGUAGAGUGGAGGCAGAGCCGGUAUGUGCCAACAGCAGAGGAAUACAUGGAAAAUGCAGUUGUGACAUUUGCACUGGGACCCGUUGUGCUCCCAGCAUUGUAUCUUGUUGGACCAAAGAUCCCUGAUUCUGUCAUAAGAAGCCAAGAAUGCAGCGAGUUGUUCCGGCUAAUGAGCAAAUGUGGCCGUCUCCUGAAUGAUGUCCAAUCCUACGAGAGAGAGGGCAGCCAGGGCAAGCUGAACAGCGUCUCUCUGCUUGCCCUCCACAGUGGAGGCUCUGUCUCCAUGGAAGAGGCUGUGAAGCAGAUUCAGAGACCCAUCGAGAAAUGCAGGAGAGAGUUGCUGAAGCUGGUCGUCAGCAGAGGAGGCGCCGUUCCAAGGCCAUGCAGGGAGCUGUUCUGGAGCAUGUGCAAGGUCUGCCACUUCUUCUACUCCGGCGGCGACGGGUUCAGCUCGCCGACGGCGAAGGCCGGCGCGUUGGACGCGGUGAUCCACGAGCCGCUGAAUCUGUCUUGUUCUGUGUGACUAACUAACGACAGAGGCUGGAAAUGCAGUCAAACUUCUGUAAUCCUAAAAGGAAAGAAUUGAUCUUGACAUCAAAGAUAAUGUCAAGUUAGCAUAUAUUAUGUAGAGAUUCGUUGUGUUGGCGUGAAUAUCAAGUUAGCAUAUUAUGUCUCAAAUAAUUGGGCAAAGAGAGCUUGAAAAAGCUAAAGAGGAAAAAGGCGAGAGAGGAGUGACUAGUGCUAGUAUAAUACUCCACAUGUGAAGGAAUCACCUUUUUGCAC
Molecule: messenger RNA, 2902 nt
Organism: Oryza sativa Japonica Group (Japanese rice)
Lineage: Eukaryota; Viridiplantae; Streptophyta; Magnoliopsida; Poales; Poaceae
Source: RefSeq, a predicted model, not a curated record